Messenger RNA from Eublepharis macularius, 865 nucleotides. RefSeq names its product ATPase H+ transporting V1 subunit F (gene ATP6V1F). The record is from RefSeq and is a predicted model, not a curated record. Lineage: Eukaryota; Metazoa; Chordata; Lepidosauria; Squamata; Eublepharidae. The coding region runs from base 51 to 410 and encodes 119 amino acids. Gene Ontology annotation, cellular component: membrane; proton-transporting V-type ATPase, V1 domain. Gene Ontology annotation, molecular function: proton-transporting ATPase activity, rotational mechanism. Gene Ontology annotation, biological process: proton transmembrane transport. The transcript is spliced from 2 exons.
UCCCGGUCUCGUUCGCUGACGGUGGCCGCUUAGGAUCUUUCUCCGCCGUGAUGGCCGGUCGGGGGAAGCUAAUUGCCGUGCUGGGCGACGAAGACACCGUGACGGGGUUCUUGCUGGGCGGGGUCGGGGAGCUGGACAAGCACCGGCGGCCCAACUUCUUGGUGGUGGAGAAGGAGACGAGCCUGGCGGAGAUCGAGGAGGCUUUCCGGGGUUUCUUGAGCCGUGAGGACAUCGGCAUCAUCCUCAUCAACCAGUUCAUUGCGGAGAUGAUCCGACACGCCAUCGAUGCGCACAACAAGUCCAUCCCCGCCGUGCUCGAGAUCCCCUCCAAGGAGCACCCCUACGACGCCUCCAAGGACUCCAUCCUCCGCCGGGCCAAGGGCAUGUUCACUGCCGAGGACUUGCGAUAGACGGCGGGGAGGCGGCGCGGCUUCCUCCACCCUGUCCUGUCAAGACUUCCUGUCUCCCCUCCCCGUCACACGCUGCUUUGAUGGCUGGCUCUCAUUGUUACUCUUCUGACUGUGUUCCGUGAACAGGGGGCUCGGCCACCCUGGACUUCUGCCACCCCUAGAAUUCAUUUGUUGUUCUUAUACAUUCCUGCCGUUUGGCAUCCUUAGUUCUGCCUCUGUUGCGUUUUCCAGGGGCUUUUUCCCGUUGCUGAGGUUGGGAAGAGCUGGCUGUUCCCUGUGGUCUGCCACGACCUUGAGCCCCUCUCGUAGCAGAUGUUUAGGUUUCUAAGGAAGUGACCCCUUACGGCCGAUCAACUCUGUAUCCCUUCGUGCUGAAGUCCUGCUCCCUUGUGCUUGGUACGGUACUGUGUGGCAAAGGUUUUCAUGAUAAAUCAGACCGACUGACGCAGCUUGGA